Molecule: messenger RNA, 2912 nt
Organism: Hemibagrus wyckioides
Lineage: Eukaryota; Metazoa; Chordata; Actinopteri; Siluriformes; Bagridae
Gene: kctd7
Product: potassium channel tetramerization domain containing 7
Exons: 4
Coding region: 471-1532 (353 amino acids)
Biological process (GO): protein homooligomerization
Molecular function (GO): protein binding
Source: RefSeq, a predicted model, not a curated record
GAUCACAUAAGAACAAAUUAUAAUAAUUAAAUUUUGUGAAUAUUCUGAUCAGCUAUGAUGAGCUCUUAUCUCAUCCUUUUUAUUUAUUAAAUAUUUAAUUAAUUCUAAUUUAAUCUUCGCUCACUUUAUUUACGGUUUACAUUGUUUCAUAAUAACUUGAAUCUUAGACAAAAGAUUUUGUGGGAAAAAUCGGUAACUUGUAUGUACCUGGAUUAGCAGCGUGUUUUUUUUUUUUAACGAGAAGGUUUAAGGGGCGUGGUCUAAGGGGUGUGUGGGCGAAGGGGCGUGGUCUGUUGUGUCUUCAGGCCGCAGCUGGACCGUGAUGUGAGGCAGAAGCUGUGCAUCACCGUAUCUUUGUGUGUAUUUGUCCUUGGUGACAUUUCGGACUAAACCCUGCCACACACACACACACACACACACACACACACACACACACAAAAAAGUGGUUCCAGUCGGGUUCUUUAGUGUGCAUGCAGCAGAAUGGAGCAGGCGAGACGCCGAACGGAGACGCAGGGCAGCUCUCCAUCAGCACCGCCAGCUCAGUUAGCUCGGCUGGUCUGCUGCCCGCGGCCGCGAGCUCUUUAUCAACAUCCUCAUCAUUAUCACGGCUGAGGAGGCUCACUCAGGAGGGCCGCGAAGUUCCUCCUCAGCCCACAGUCAUGGUCGUGUUCUCGGCUGCGAGGGACAGCGAGCCAGAGGGAGAUUCCGCCAUGUCCAAGUCUGAGGAGGAGAAACGCAAAGCAGCCAUUCCUGCUCCGAACAGAAAUUUACCCAAAUCCCUGCGCACUUUGAACGCACCCCAGGAGUUUCCCGAGGUAAUUCCUCUGAACGUAGGAGGGACAUACUUCACCACACGCCUGUCCACGCUGCAGCGGUACGAGGACACCAUGCUGGCCGCCAUGUUCAGCGGACGCCAUCACAUCCCCCGGGAUGCCGAGGGCAGAUAUUUCAUCGACAGAGACGGAGCUUAUUUUGGGGACAUCCUGAACUUCCUGCGUGAGGGUGAGCUGCCUCAGAGGGAGCGUGUUCGGGCCGUACACAGAGAGGCUCAGUAUUACUCCAUCGGGCCGCUGUUAGAGAGGCUGGAGGACAGACAGCCGCUGACUGGAGAGAAAGUGCGACAGGCGUUCCUCGACCUCCUGCCGUAUUAUAAAGAGAAUCUGGAGCGCAUUGUGGAGAUCGCGAAGCUGCGAGCAAUGCAGAGGAAGGCUCGCUUCGCCAAGCUGAAGAUCUGUGUGUAUAAGGAAGAGAUGCCCAUCACACCAUACGAGCGUCCGCUCUUCAACUCCCUGCGUUUCGAGCGCUCAGAGAGUGAGGCCAAGCUUUUUGAGCACCACUGCGAGGUGGACGUGUCGUUCGGGCCGUGGGAGGCCGUGGCCGACGUGUAUGACCUGCUGCACUGCAUUGUGAGCGACCUGGCCGAGCGCGGCAUCAGCGUCGACCAGCAGUGCAUUGGAGUGUGUGACAAACACCUCAUCAACCACUACUACUGCAAGAGGCCCAUCUACGAGUUCAAGAUCACCUGGUGGUGAAGGAACAGCUUCUGCUGCUGCUACUGCUGCUGCUCACAGGGGUUUGGAUGCUGGUCCAGAUCUCGGUUCUGUCAUGAAGCGGGUUGCGUCCAUAACACUAAACCUAAACUAUUUUCACAUUUAAGAUGACGUAGUGGUGCAGGACGCUUACUGAUCAGGUCUUCAGGCUUCUUUUAGGAGCCUUCAAUUGUUGAAGCAGGUCCAGGUUCCUCUGAGAGCUUGCAUGAAGGCAGAAAACCUGAUGCUAACGCUAACCAUGUUGCUAAUCCAUCUGAGCUUAAGAUCACUUAGUGAACUACUUAUAUAGAUUUUGGAGCGAGCCCUGUUGCUGUGGGGAACUUGUGAGAAGGUCGUCUAUGAGCUCAAAAUCAUUACAUUUAUAUUUAUAUACGAUGGCUUCAUGAUGAAGGUGAAUGAAGUUCUUUUAGGAGAACGUUCAGGAUCAGAAGUGUUAAAAAGUGGCUCAUCAACAACUUCCACUCCUGUACACACCUUUGGUGGUGAAGAACAGAUUGUGGUUAUUGGAACAGGCCCGUGUCUUUAAGGAUCUCACAGGAAGGUUAAGAGUUUCAGCUCACUGGUUGUUCAUGUUGUUGUUGUCAUCAAAACAGUUGUGGGUCUUGUAAGGUUCUUCUUCCUGAACAGUGUUGGUGAGGUUCUGUGUGAAGAGUUGGUGCUCGUUCUCAGAACGUCCUGUUUUUCUGGAUCUGCUGUCAUCGACGUGGAGCGACAUGUUCACCGGAUUCAUACUGCAUUCCUUGUGCUUUUCAUCUCAACUAGUUGUCCAGAUAUUUGGGCGAAUGUAAGACAACGUUUCCUUCUUUCACUGUCUGUGUUGUGAAGAAUUGAGUCUGUAUGAAGCUGUGAUAAAAAUAACUACAGAAGUCAGUUAAUAGUCGCGUAGUUCCUCUCGCUCCGUAAGUCGUGGGUCAUGAUCUCAUCAGGUGUGUAAGCUGUAACCAAUUCCCGCCUAAAUUGUAUAUAAUAAUGAACUAUAUGCUGUAGUGUGUGUGUGUGUGUGUGUGUGUGUGUGUGUGUGUGUGUGCGUGCGUGCGUGCGUGUGUGUAUUAAGCAGCGCUGCACUGAAAUGACUGUUAGUCUCCUUGUUGUUGCUGAGACUCGUUCCUCUUCCCUCCGUAGCUCUCAGCUCUGAUGUUUCAGAGGUUCAGCUCAGCCGUAGCCGGACGAUCUCGCUGUAACUAAUCCACCUACUUCUGUGCGUUUUCUUAUUUUUCUCUGAGGGCUGCAUGAGCUCUCAGGAUGAGCGACGAUGUUGUUGUCUGUUUCCUCUGUAACUCUGCUGCACAGCAGUGGAAAUGAAUUGAACCUCAUGUUUGUACUGCUUCAUUCUGCUGAUAAUAAACUCUGUAUAUUUUGCCA